This is a messenger RNA of Larimichthys crocea (large yellow croaker), 3126 nucleotides long. It is a transcript of the gene actr8, whose product is annotated as actin related protein 8. Bases 15 to 2087 code for a protein of 690 amino acids. Lineage: Eukaryota; Metazoa; Chordata; Actinopteri; Sciaenidae. The transcript has 13 exons. The record is from RefSeq and is a predicted model, not a curated record.
UGUCGUCAUAUCACAUGACCAAACACGGAAGUAGAAUCUGCAGCCGCCACAACUUUUCAUCGUGUGGAGAAAGGCUGCUGGUUUGUAGUCGCUUUACAAACACGAGAAGAUCGCGACUCGUUACUUCUGCGCGUUUACUAAAAUUGAAUUGCACCAUGACUCAGGCUGAGAAAGAGCAGGACAACGGGAAGGAGAAAGAAAAGGAGCGAGACAAGGAGAAAGAGAAGGAGCAACAGCGCGGGGUGAAGAGACCCAUCGCUCCUCCGACCAUCCCAGACCCGCUGCAGGAGCAAAUCCAGAGCAAUUUUGUAAUUGUCAUCCACCCCGGUUCAAGGACACUCCGCAUUGGCCGAGCGACAGACACUCUUCCUCUGACAAUCCCACAUGUGAUAGCACGCAGACACAAGCAAAGUGGACAGCCCAGACAUGAAGAUGCCUGGCUGUUGAGAGAAGGCUUAAAUAAACCAGAGAGUAAUGAGCAGAGGCAGAAUGGGCUUAAAAUGGUCGACCAGGCCAUCUGGUCCAAGAAGAUGUCCAACGGAGUGCGGAGGACCCCCGUGUCAGCUGAACAGGCCAGAGCUUAUAACUGUCAGAUCCGUCCGGCAGUACUAGACAGCAGCUUCAGGGUGAAGUGGACGAACACAGCCCAUCACCCUCCUCAUCUGGUGGGAGAGGAGGCUCUUUAUGUGAAUCCUUCCGACUGUUACAACAUUCACUGGCCUGUGGUAAGAGGUCAGCUCAAUGUGCAUGCGGGUCCCGGAGGCUCACUGACUGCAGUCCUGGCUGAUCUGGAGACGAUCUGGAGUCAUGUUAUUCAAAAACAGCUGGAUAUCCCUCUCAAAGACUUAAAGUACUACAGAUGCAUCCUAUUGGUCCCUGACAUCUACAACAGGCAACACGUCAAAGAAGUUGUCAACAUGCUGCUGCUUAAUAUGGGCUUCUCAGCGAUCAUUGUGCACCAGGAGUCGGUGUGUGCUACAUUUGGCAGCGGGUUGAGCAGUGCUUGUGUCGUGGAUGUUGGAGACCAAAAGACCAGUCUUUGCUGUGUAGAGGACGGAGUGUCCCACCGAAACUCCAGGCUGUGUUUGGCAUACGGUGGCUCUGAUGUGACCCGCACUUUCUUCUGGCUCCUGCAGAGGGCAGGCUUUCCCUACAGAGACUGUCAGCUGUCAAGCAGACUGGACUGUCAGCUGCUGCAGCAUCUGAAAGAGACCUUCUGCCAUUUAAAUCAAGACAUAUCAGGACUACAAGAUCAUGAAUUCCAGACACGUUUCCCAGAAGCCCCAGCUCUUCUCUACCAGGUUCGACUAGGGGAUGAGAAAUUAGAGGCACCCAUGGGUCUUUUCUACCCGACCACAUUUGGCAUCGUAGGUCAGAAGAUGACAUCACUUCAGUACCGUUCUCAAGGCGACUCAGAGGAUCCUCAUGAUGAACAAUACCUGCUGGCCACACAGAGCAAACAGGACCAGUCCUCCAAAUCAGCUGCAGACCGGAAGGCUAUUUCCAGACCCGGUGGAGGUCUGGAUGGUGAGAUGAGUGGUCAGGGAGGCGUCGGGGAGCUUUCUGACCUGCCCAGGGGCUGUGGGAGUAGUGGCAGUGGAGGAGGCAUCAAGGGGGAGUUGGAGCUUGGACCUGUCCAGGGGGAGUGCCUGAUGGGAGCAGGAGAGAUGGAGGAACCCCUGUCUGCUCACCUCUCCAGGAAGACUGCUAUUAUGAGCCAGUUUGAGAGCAAAGCACUGGGCCUAGAUAAGGCCAUCCUGUAUAGCAUCGACUGCUGUGCAUCAGACGAAACCAAACGCAAGAUGUACAGCUCCAUCCUGGUAGUGGGUGGAGGGCUCAUGUUUCACGGUGCUCAGGAGUUUCUGCUUCACCGCAUCAUCAACAAAAUGCCACCCUCAUUCAGAAGACUAGUAGACAAUGUGGAAGUUAUCACAAGGCCAAAGGACAUGGACCCUCAGCUAAUAUCGUGGAAGGGGGGAGCAGUGCUGGCCUGUCUGGACACCACCCAGGAGAUGUGGAUCCACCAGAGGGAGUGGCAGCGCUUUGGUGUCCGUAUGCUACGUGAGAGAGCUGCCUUUGUCUGGUGAAACAGGGUACAUUUCACUUAAAUCAGACACCUUGCCUACACAGGAGGUGUAGCGUGAGCUGCAUGGUGGCAGAGCAGCAGCGUCAUAGCUCUCUCUGUCCAUACAGGAUGCGUUCAGGCGCAGUGUUGAGUGUAGGUCUCCUGUGUUUCUGCGGUGUGUAGACACAACGAAAAACAGAUGGUGUGAAGUAGACUAUUUAUUGUGAAAGAAAAGACGGAGACCUGAUAAAUGUUCUGGAGUUCAUACACAUGGCAACUCUUGAUCAGAUUCAUUCAGUAGGUAAAGCAGUGUUGUGGAAAGAAAACUUCAAAGUGUGUUGACAGUGUCACUUUGACAAUCAGAGCACUGCUUUGUUGAAAGUUGUCAUGUGGUGGCCUGUUUAAUCCAUCAAAAAUCCAAAUCAGCAUCAUUAUUGUGUAACUUUUGAACACUCUUUUAUAGGAGUUUACUUGUUAAUGUACUGUAAAUACUGCUUAUGGAAGUUUGAAUCUAUAUAAAUAAAGUCAUGGAAACUUUGAUAAACAAUAGUUACAUUUUAUUGAACAAACAAAAUCCACCUUUCUUUAAAUUGACAAAUCUCUCUUCACAAAUACAGUAACUCAAUGCUUAAUGAAGUCUUACAUGCAUUAUGCAACUGUUGUAGCCUAGAUAAUACCUCCACCUGCUUUGUCAUUACUAACAUUAUAUUUCAGAUACAAAAUCAAUUACUUAUUAUAAAUCUACUACUUUAUAAUUUUUCACAUUAUCAGUAUUGAACUACAGAGUCCAGAUGCCAUCCUAUUUAAAGUAUUGUGUCAUUAAAUGUGACAGUAAUGAAACAUGGGAACAUGUUUUAACAGUUUUUAUUCAAACAGGAUGAAAAAGCAAAGACAAACUAACUUCACGAUUCCCUGGAGGGAUGAUCAUAACUGAAAUGUCAGUGACACAUGUCUGUGAGACCGGUGUGACAGAAAAGUGAAAGGACAGAAGCAGGACAAAGGAAGGACAUGUACGUAGCUGCUGUAUCAGCCAUUCUGGCCCCUACAAGUAGGAAUUCCCA